AUGGCACCAAAAAAAUUCGAUCUGAAGGUGAAUAUAGAGCAGAUCCAACAGCAGAUGAGCAAACUCGUAGUGACGGAGAUGGAGCAGACUCGAGGACGGGUUGACUCCAUCGAACAGACACUACAGACGAUGCAGACCCAGAUGACCAACGUGUUUGGCCGUUGGGAGGCGAAGAUAAAGGAGAAGGAAGACGCGAAGCAGAGGUUACUCGAGAAGGCUCGCGGGAAGCAGAUCGUGGGUGACGAUGAACGCACGGAGGGUUCGAUCGCGCGAAAGGGUGAUCCAGAGACCGGCGAGCUGAGUCAGUUGGUGGAUCAGUCGCCGAUCACCGCGCGAGAGGAGCGUUCUGAAAACCGACGAUCCUCGCGUCGCAGAUCUGAGUACUCGGAGGGAACGUACGGAGGGCAAGAUCGAUCGCUAACUCGGAGGUUGGAGUUACCCGUGUUCGAAGGCGAAAGAGCGGAUAUUUGGGUACUGAAGGUGGAGCAGUACUUUGAGGUGGCGGAAUACUCGGAGGAGGAGAAGCUGCGUCACGUCAGAACUUGUUUUGACGGUGACACCUUGUUGUGGUAUAGUUGGGAGCGAGAACGAAACCCUUUUCGGAGUUGGAGUCAGAUGAAGCUCCGGGUGUUAGAACAAUACUCCACCAACCGAGACACAUCGGCGGGGGAAAGGUUGUUGACACUCCGGCAGACUGGAUCUGUUCGAGAUUACUGUCGCGAUUUCAAAAACUUAGCCAUGAACGCCCCGGAGUUGAGCGAAGAGGUGUUGGAGCUGGCAUUUAUGGUGGGAUUGAAGUCGAAGAUUCGAGCUGGAGUGAAGAUAUUUGAGCCACGGGGGCUCCAGAAGAUGAUGGAGAUGGCCAAGAAGGUGGAGGACUGGUCCGCCGAGGAGGAACCGGCAACGGGUAAGGGUAGCAAACCCAAUAACGGGGGCCAAUCUGGUGUCACGAUGAAGCCCAGUUAUGGAGGUUUUGGCCCAAAUAAGCCCAAGCCCAUUCCGGCCCAGACAAACCCUAAUGCGAAAGGGUCUGGAAAGGGUCUCUGUUUCAAGUGCGAUGAGAAGUUUCAUCGCAAUCAUCUUUGCGCGAAACCAGAGCUCACUGUUUUGGUGACUCACGCGAAUGGAACAGAAACGGAGUUGACUGAGGAGCCGCGCGAGUUGGUAGAGGAGGUGGUUGAGGACGAAGUCGAGGCGGUAGUGGCGGAGGUGUCGAUCAAUUCGGUGGUGGGCUUGACCUCUCCGCGCACAAUGAAGUUACGAGGGAGUAUUGGUGAUGAAACGGUGGUGGUGCUUAUCGAUAGUGGCGCUUCCCACAACUUCCUCUCAGAGAAGUUAGUGGCGAAGUUGGGGCUGUCCACUAACGAUACAUCACGCUACGAAGUGUUGGUAGCUGGAGGAAUGAAGGUUCAUGGGCGUGGUAUUAUCGAAGGGGUGGAGCUGAAACUACCUACUUGCGACAUUGAGACGAGUUUCUUGCCAUUGGAGCUUGGCAUCUCCGACAUCAUUUUGGGGCUACAAUGGCUUGAUACUUUGGGGGAGAUGCGGGUUAACUGGAAGUUGCAGCAAAUGAAGGUUUGGUUGGAUGAGAGGUGGGUUCUCAUACAAGGGGAAUUUGAUCUCCACUCCGCCAAUGUCUCGCUUAAAUCUCUGUGGAAGGCAAUUGGGAAGGAGGGAGAAGGUAUGAUAGUGGAGUUUGGGGGACUACAGAAGGACGAGAUCGCCUUGUCAGUACAACUUCAGGGGCCUAUGGAGGACCUGUUGUCUCAGUACUCACGGGUCUUUGAAGAACCGACGGGGUUACCUCCUUCACGAGGGAAGGAGCAUGGCAUUGUGCUCGAGGAGGGAGCAAAACCUGUCAGCGUCAGGCCCUUUCGCUACCCUCAGAUACAAAAGGCGGAGAUCGAGAAGCAAAUUGGGUCAAUGUUGGCUGCGGGAAUCAUUCAAGAGAGUGGGAGUCCCUUCUCAAGUCCGGUGUUGCUAGUAAAGAAGAAAGAUGGCAGCUGGAGAUUCUGUGUUGAUUAUCGAACAUUGAACCGAGUCACCGUGGCAGACAAGUUUCUGAUUCCCAUGAUAGACCAACUCUUGGAUGAACUUCACGGAGCACAAGUCUUUUCUAAACUCGACCUAUGUUCCAGUUAUCAUCAGAUCUUGGUGAAGAAGGAGGAUCUUUCUGCACUCACGACGGGCAUUACGAGUUCCUUCAAGACGGAAGAGGAGCAGGCGUUACGCGUGUUGGCUGAGCAGAAGUUGUAUGCUAACCGCAAGAAGUGCCAAUUUGGCAGUAGACAAGUGGAGUAUUUGGGGCACGUCAUCUCAGGCUCAGGCGUUGCAGUAGAUGGCGAGAAGGUGCGAGCGAUGCUGGACUGGCCUGAGCCUAGAACGGUCAAGGAGCUACGGGGUUUCCUUGGUCUUACUGGUUAUUACCGUAAGUUCGUUAAACACUACGAGAGUAUAGCCAGACCACUUACAUGGUUGCUGCAAAAGGAUCAAUUCUUGUGGAGUAAGGAGGCCACUGCCGCAUUUCAAUCCUUGCAGACAGCUAUGACGACCGUUCCGGUGCUAGCCAUGCCGGAUUUUGAUGUGCAGUUUGUGGUUGAAUCAGACGCAUCGGGAAUAGGGUUGGGAGUGGUGCUGAUGCAGAACCAACGACCCAUCGCAUACUUCAGUCAAGCACUCACUAACAGACAACGCCUCAAAUCAGUUUAG
This is a messenger RNA of Brassica oleracea var. oleracea, 2709 nucleotides long. RefSeq lists its product as uncharacterized. The record is from RefSeq and is a predicted model, not a curated record. Gene Ontology annotation, molecular function: aspartic-type endopeptidase activity. Gene Ontology annotation, biological process: proteolysis. Lineage: Eukaryota; Viridiplantae; Streptophyta; Magnoliopsida; Brassicales; Brassicaceae. The coding region runs from base 1 to 2709 and encodes 902 amino acids. The transcript is spliced from 3 exons.